AUGGUGAAGUUCCUGAAGCCAAACAAGGCGGUGAUCCUCCUCCAAGGGAAGUACGCCGGUCACAAGGCCACCAUCGUGAAGAACUUCGACGAUGGCACGCGCGACCGCCCCUACGGCCACUGCCUCGUCGCCGGCGUAGCCAAGUACCCGAGCAAGGUCAUCCGCAAGGACUCGGCCAAGAAGCAGGCCAAGAAGUCACGCAGCAUUGGUUAUUCGGAUGAUCGCGAGGACUUGACAACCUUUGCUAAUUCGAUAGGGAGCAUCAGAGAUGGAACCAUUAAGGAAUUCAAUGAUAGAUGUGCCUUGAUAGACAUGUCUGGGUGCAAAGAUGAUUCUAGGCAUUUGAAAGAUAGGGCUAUACUAGCCCCAAAGUUGGAGGUGGUUGAGUCUAUGGAUGAGUACGCAACGUCUUUGAACGUGACUAAUGGUCAAACAUACUUGAGCUUUGAUGCCUAUCAGGUUAACUUCAAAGCCCAAGAGAGAGGGUUCGGACCAAAAUCCAAAAGCCUCUUUUGGCAUACCCUUCAACGCUAUCCUCAUUCAUCUUCUACGCUCCAGCUGGCAGUGGAGAUGGCCAUGGCCACUGUAAAUCAAGUCCAUUUCCCAUCAAGCGCACGGCCGAUCACCAGCAAUUUCAUGGCUGGUUCUGUUUCAGCUCUUGUUUUCGCUUUGCCCGGCACUUGUAAAUGUCCAGCUCCGACGGACUCCAAGCGCGGUCGAAGUUGUGUCCCGUUUGCUUCGGUUGCGCCGGUCGAGGAGAAGACUGAAACAAAGACUGCCGUGAUCAGAAUUGGCACCAGGGGAAGCCCACUUGCUCUCGCACAAGCUUAUGAAACCCGAGAUAAACUGAUUAGUUCACAUCCGGAGCUAGCCGAGGAUGGGGCUAUCCAAAUCGUGAUCAUUAAGACAACUGGCGACAAAAUCUUGAGUCAGCCGCUGGCGGAUAUUGGCGGGAAGGGUCUAUUCACCAAGGAAAUAGAUGAGGCCCUCAUUAAUGGUGAUAUUGAUAUAGCUGUCCACUCGAUGAAAGAUGUCCCAACGUAUCUCCCUGAAAAGACUACACUGCCGUGCAAUCUCCCUCGGGAGGAUGUUCGGGAUGCUUUCAUUUGCUUGAGUGCCAACUCUCUGGCCGAGCUGCCGGCAGGCAGUGUUGUUGGUACUGCUUCUUUGAGAAGGAAGUCACAACUUCUCUAUAGAUAUCCAUCGCUAAAGGUGCUGGAGAAUUUCCGAGGUAAUGUGCAGACAAGGCUAAGAAAACUGAAUGAGGGGGUGGUCCAGGCAACACUACUGGCACUAGCAGGUUUGAAGCGCCUAAACAUGACCGAAAAUGUGGCUACAGUUCUAUCCAUUGAUGAUAUGCUUCCUGCUGUAGCCCAAGGAGCCAUCGGGAUUGCGUGCAGAAGUGAUGAUGACAAAAUGGCAACUUAUUUGGCAUCCUUGAAUCAUGAGGAUACAAGAUUAGCUGUAGUGUGUGAAAGGGCUUUUCUUGAGAAAUUGGAUGGUUCUUGUCGGACACCGAUAGCUGGGUAUGCCCGUCGAGAUGAAGAUGGGAAUUGUGUUUUUAAAGCACUGGUGGCAUCACCCGAUGGAACCCAAGUGCUUGAAACCUCAAGGAGGGGCCCUUAUGCUUAUGAAGAUAUGAUAAAGAUGGGUGUGGAUGCUGGUGAGGAACUUUUGUCACGAGCUGGUUCUGGUUUCUUUUACAGAUGA
Striga hermonthica is the source of this 1710-nucleotide messenger RNA. The record is from the annotation of a GenBank genome assembly. NCBI's taxonomy places the organism in Eukaryota, Viridiplantae, Streptophyta, Magnoliopsida, Lamiales, Orobanchaceae.